AUGGAGGACUUCCGUCUACGACACACUCACAAUGAUUACACUAUCGGAUGGGUUUGUGCGUUACCAAACGAACAGACCGCUGCGAUUCUCAUGCUUGAUGACAGGCAUGAGGACCUCCCCAACCCAACAGGUGACCACAAUACAUAUAUGCUCGGAAGCAUUGGUAAACACAAUGUUGUUAUUGCUGGUCUGCCCUUAGGUAGGGUUGGCAAUAACACUGCGGCAACAGUUGCAACUAGAAUGGUGUCCAGCUUUCCAAAUAUCCGAGUCGGGUUAAUGGUAGGGGUAGGCGGAGGUAUCCCUCACAAAACUCGGCUUGGAGAUGUGGUUAUUAGCUGCCCUAAUGGUACGGAGCCUGGCGUUGUCCAGUGGGACAUGGGCAAGACAGAGGCCGCAUUGACAAGAUUUAAAGCUGAUCACAUCACAACACGAAAAAACAUGCUCAAGUAUUUAAAGAAGCUGGAAAAAGAUCCCGAUGUACCUGAAAGCUACAAAAAAUCGGACUCUCUCCAAGACCUCCUGUUUCAUCCAAGCUACGGCCAUGUAGAAGCAGAUGAGUCUUGUCUGAGUGAUGAAGAUGAGGACGAUUGUCGCCGGUGCGAUAAGAGCAAGUUGGUUCGGAGAAGCAAAAGAGAGAGCGGCUUGAUACACUGCGGCUUGAUUGCAUCAGGCAACCAAGUUAUCAAAGACGCUAAUCUCCGAGACUCGCUGUCCAAGCAAUUUAAGAACGAAAUCCUUUGUAUCGAGAUGGAAGCAGCAGGACUGAUGAAUGACUUCCCUUGCGUUGUUAUUCGAGGGAUUGCUGAUUAUUCAGACUCGCAUAAGAACGAGAAAUGGCAAGACUACGCCGCUGCAACGGCUGCAGCAUGUGCAAAGGCAUUACUCAUGGUGGUGGCUACGAGCGAGGUGGAUAAGCUUCAGCGAGUACAACUCACAAUCUCGCCUACACUUAUACAAAGUGCGAUGCACUAUUGGCCGUUUUGGAAAAAUGAGAAGAAGGAUACCGCCGAUCCAAGAGUAGUGACAGCUUUUGAAGAUUCCAAUCUUGAAACUGAUCCUCGGCGCCCGCCGCUUGAAAUGGCCCAACUAGAUGACACAAGCCGUAAUGCGAAGUCGGGGGAAACAACUCCCGAAGAAGAGAAACCCCCAAAAAUGGUUGCCAUUGAAGCGCCAAAACGAGCAAGCUCUUAUGAUACUUCUCCGACGCAUCAAACGCUUGAAUCGUGGUUACAAGGAGCCCCGCCGUUUCUAGCAGCGAAGUUUCGACAGGGGAGUAUCGAUGAUGCAAUGAGAGACAUCCGCAUGGGCCUCGGCCAAUCGCCGGUUCCCCGAGAAGAUGAAAAUCGAACUGAGAUGUUAUCACCUGAGCGAACAUAUAGUAUGCCCUCCCAAGCCUCCAUGCCGUUUCCAGAAGAGUCCAAGGGCAUUACGUCCGAAAGGAAUGACAAACCCGGUAACAUAAGACGCCAUUCAAACCCUGUUCCAUCUGCCAAAACUCCCUCGGAUUGCUCGCCAGAGCUUAGAGUCCGUGGGCAUGAGCAGAGCCAAACGAACAAUGAUGACAAUGCUCGAUCAAAGCCCCAAAGCCCAUCGAGAUCGAUUAAAUAUCGUUUUGGAACUCCAUCGCCUGUCCGGAGAGAGCAAGAAAGACUUGUUUCCGAGCAGAAUCACGGGCAAUUUAACAAUGCGCCAGCCUCUUCAGGCUUGUACAUAUCAACGAAACGCCCAAACAGCGGAUACGACGCCAAUGGAAGGGCUAUAGAGUACCCGUUGUCGCCUCCUCAAUCACCGCAGUCUACAAACCUAAGUAGCUACAUGAGAAGAGACAGCGGGUCGCUAAAUGAUGACGAGGAAAUCCCAUCAGGAUAUGAUUCAUUUAGUGAAAACAAUGACAUCCUUCGGGAAAAUCUCCCUUUCGUCGAAGAGCCAGACCAGAUCAACUCUAACGAAGGACAAGGCGGCGCUCCUCUCAGCCAAAGCCUUCAGCGUUCUUCUAUUGCUGCUGAGAAAACACCAGCACAUGGUUCACGUACCGGGAGUAACGAUAUAGCCCCAAGAUACAGGAGCACAUACUCUCGCCAUCCAGGGGCAAGCGUAGCCAGCCCCGGCGAAUUACGGCGCAGUGCCACUCCUAUUCCAAGUCCACCGCCUCCUUAUUUGGACAGGAAGAACUCAACAUCACGUCAACCCAUUAGAAAUAGCCAUCGUGGCCCAGGAUACAGCCGACCUCCAGGACCAAAUACGCCCAACCCCAGUGACAGACAACGCAGCGCCACUCCUACUCCCUCUCAAAGCAGACGGCCUCCUCUCAUGACUAUGGACAACAACAGCGUACCAGCAUUGGGGACUAAGACUUCCCAGACUCGCUCCCAGAUCAAAUCGAAGACGCCAAAUAAAGUUCAGUCAAAUGCCACUCCUUCCAGAUUACCACGACUGCGUCCAGCGGCAUGA
Molecule: messenger RNA, 2451 nt
Organism: Trichoderma breve
Lineage: Eukaryota; Fungi; Ascomycota; Sordariomycetes; Hypocreales; Hypocreaceae
Product: phosphorylase superfamily domain-containing protein
Exons: 4
Coding region: 1-2451 (816 amino acids)
Biological process (GO): nucleoside metabolic process
Molecular function (GO): catalytic activity
Source: RefSeq, a predicted model, not a curated record